AUGCCGCAGCAAUCCAAAGUAGAGAGAACGAUCCUCGGUGAGAUCGCUGAGGAUCAGGAAGAUAAGAGAAAGCGUCGCGAGUUUCGCCAGAAGCAACAAGCACGAGCCGAGCGCAAAAGGUUGAGACAAGAGGAGAAGCUUCGUAUCCAGAAGGAGACCAAGGCAAAGAGGGAAGCCCGGAAGAGGCAGCGUGAAGCACAGCGCAUCUUGGGCCAUGAGGCCGCCCUUCCGGGCAGACCACACAGCGCGUCCAGGACGCCAGGCGAUGAAGGCUCAGACCUGGGAGACACAGCCAUUACUGUGCGGUCGGAAGAUGAUAUGCAACCCAGAUUGCAGAGAUCAGGAACCACGGUCUCUGGUAUGUCUUAUGGGACUCGUACAUCGGAUUCAUCUGACAAUUUAGGGGACAGCGAUGAUGAAGCGUCUGGGCGACACGGAAGCAGGCGGAUGACACCGCAGCUGAGCAGGCAGGCAUCCCGGAAUUCACUGCGAGGGCAGCAGCGUCCGACCACCGGGUCGAUGUUCGACGAUGCCCCCAAGAAGCUCAAGUCUUCAAUCACGGGUGCCAUCAGUGGUGGACUGCAAAAGACGGGCGCCAAGGUGAUAAGGACAGGCACGACGGUAGGGUUGCUCCUUGGAGUGGUACCUUCCAAAUCAUCUCGGGACUUCUUGCGGAGGAAGGUGGCGAAGCUACUCCCCAAAAGGAUCCAGAUUGGAAGGCUCAGGAAUUCGGGUAGCAAGGAGACGGCGGAUGACGACGACGCAGCAUCCGAGGACAGCGAGACAGAGCAGAUCAAGGAAGUUCGGCGCAAGUUCAAGGAGAAACAGCUGCGUUCGUCAGCCUCCCUUGAUGGUGGUGCCAAUGACAACAUCCUUGCACGUGCCAGGGAAGCUGUGGGCAUUCCCGAAUCGGAGGAAGAGUACUCGUGCUGGUUGCGCAUGCAAAGUAGGACUGGCAUCUUGUGGUGUCGCAUGCAAAUCGCAGUGCGGAAGAUCCAUGUUGCGGACCAUCCCCCUCAUCCUUCUUUGAAGAAGUUUGUCGAGUCGCUGCGCUUUGAAGCAGCAAUUGGUGUCCUGAUUGUCCUGAACGGGAUCAUCUCAGGCAUGGACGCCAUGUACAAGGCAGAUGAGGAAAGGGCACCGUUCAUCACUUGGGCCGAGAACUUUUUCGUGGUAGUCUUUGUCUUGGAGUACUUUUUACGCUUGCGCGCAUCUACAUGGGUCUUCAUGUUCGAGCCCAUGAACAUAUUCGAUACCUUUGUGGUUUGGGUCACAGGUGUCCUUGUUGUUUGGAUUCUGGAGCCAAGCGGAAUAACCUUCGACCCUCUGCGCCGUCUGGCCGCGCUGCGAGUCCUGCGCUUGGGUCGCUUGGCACGUGCCGUGCGAACGAAGCCGAUGUUCCACGAGCUGUGGAUGCUGGUGAGCGGCGUCUUGGAAUGUUUACCACUUCUAUUCUGGUCAAUGGUGAUCAUCGCGAUCGUGCAUUUCAUGUUUGCAGUGGCAGUCAUGGAAAUCAUCACGAAAGCAGAAGUGUUUAAAGGAAACGACACGGUGUGGUUCUACUUCCCAACCUUGGCCUAUUCCAUGUUCACCCUAUUCCAGUUUAUGACCUUCGACAGUUGGGCAGGCCCUGCCCGGGAAAUCAUCGCAGUGAUGCCGGAAGCAGCUGCUCUCAUCCUGUUCUUCCUAGGUGUGGCCGGAAUUGUGCUGUUCAACCUAAUGACGGCCAUCGUCGUAAAGAACGCUUUCGAUGCAGCAGAAGCUGAUGAGGAGGCCAAGGCACAGCAGCAGGUGCAGAACCAGGCCACGAUGGCUGCUGACUUGAGAGAGAUGUUUGUGGCUCUUGAUGAAGAUGGCAGUGGCACAUUGAGCCGGGAAGAGUUCACAGAUGUGCUGGAUGAUGUCAUGUUCAUUCGGCAUAUGAAGAAGUUGGACAUUGACUUGGAAGAGUUGCCUGACAUCUUCGACAUUCUGGAUGAUGGUGACGGCAACAUUACGACAGAGGAGUUCUGCAUGGGCCUGACUCGAUUGCAGGGGGUGGCAAUGAGUCGCGACAUGUUGAGAUGCACCUCACGCAAUAUGCAGCUCAACGCGCUCUUUGCCCAAGUGUCUGAAUGCAUGGGCGUCAAGGUUGACAAUACCUUGGGCAAGAUGGAGAUGAACAUGGAGGCAACACACGAGAACCUCGUGGAGUUGCAGCAAAUGACCGCAGAAGUCUUGAGGAAACUCGAAGAGGCCGGUCUUCACAGAGCAGUUCGCUCAACCACUGAAGGUUUGGAAGAACUCCCACCCCCCACCUUGGAGGAAAUUGCAAAGCAAGAAGAAGAAGCCGCGCGACAAGCGGACCUGGCCAAGUUCGGUCGUGCCACUAAAGUCGUAAAGCAAAGUUCGCAGCCACGUGCAACAGAAAGCUUCCCACGGAUUCCAGCGACGUGGGUCCUGACAAGGAAACAAGAUUUGGAGCAGCGGAAGCAGGCAAUGCGAGCUCAGCAGUGGGAAGAUGUGGCAGCAGAGACCGUCAAAGAAGUCCAGGAGCUGCCAGGUGUUUUGCAGGAGUUUCAAGAGACCUGGUCCGGCUUGGACGUGCAAGUUCCCCAGCAAACCAGGGAAGACCGCAUCGCGCAGACGAUCAAGACUUCUUCAAGCAAGUCCCAAUCUGAAAGCACCGACGAGCUUAAGUUGCCUGCUAAGCUGCCAUCGGCGCUGGCACCUCGGAGUAUGCCCCAGCAGGAGGAAGCUGAUGGCCAGGAAGCAGCAGAAGAAGCAGACGCCGGGGAAAAAGUCACGAAGGACGUCAAUAAGAUGAACAUCAAAGAGCUGAAAGAAGUUGCUGACAGCCUGGGGUUGGAGCAUGAAGGCUUAAAGAAGGUGCAGCUUCUUCCGCUCGUCAUUGCCAAGCAGGAGGAGCUAGCGAACUUGGGCAAGGCACCACUGAGUAUGAUGUGA
Messenger RNA from Symbiodinium necroappetens, 2946 nucleotides. The record is from the annotation of a GenBank genome assembly. Lineage: Eukaryota; Dinophyceae; Suessiales; Symbiodiniaceae.